AUGCCACCCAAAGCAACUGCGGAAGAUUUUGAUGAUGACUUUGAGUUCGAUCUGCCAACCAUCGCGUCACCCGCCGUCUCACAGGCACAACAGGCAGGUGCAUCGCAAGCCGACCAGAUGGCUGCUUUCCAAAAGAUGAUGGAGCAGAUGGGCCAAGCUCCUGGCUCUGGCGACUUUGGUGCAUCCCGCCCUCCUGCCGGCCUUGCCGGCGCCAGUGGAUCCAAGGGGAAAGAUGAUGGUGAAUUCAAAAAGUGGGUGAGCAUCUACCCGAUUUAUUUUGACGCCAAGCGUCACUACGGUAAAGGCUGCCGACGUGUCUCUUAUGAGAAGUCGAGCGCUUUCCCCACGCAGCUGUGGAUCGCGAAAGCCGUGGGUCGACUCGAGCUCAAGUAUGUUCAGGAACCCUUCAAGACGCAUCCCCAAGAUUGGGAGAAUCCAGGAAGAGUCAAAGUGCAGCUAUUCAACGACGAUGGCGAGCCGAUCAACAGCCGUUUGGCAAGCAAGAAGCAGCUUUUCGAUGCUGUUGCAGAGACGAUUCAGCCCAACUGCGGCGGAAAGCCGCCUACGCUCGAACCUCGCAAAAAACGUGUCCGUCCAUCGACAAUGAAGAAGCAAGCCCUUGCUGAAAACGCCAAGGCUACCGCAGGUGGAUCGUCGGAUGCUGCUGACACUGGUGCGGGAGCUAGCAGGAAGAACAAAAAGAAAGCUGCUGCUGUCGCUUCGAGCAGCGCCACUGGCGCUUCCAAGCCAACACUGACGAAAGAGCAGCGCAAGCAAUUCGUUCAAGCUAAGCGCGAUCCGAACCCUAACCCGAUCCGCGAGCGGCUGGCUAAAAUCCAGUUUCCGCCUACAUUGGAAGCACGUCUACCAGCACACUCGCCUGCCAUUGAAGGUGGACUGCUCAACAUGAAUCUUGCCGAAGCGAUGGGCGGUAUGCCACCUGGCAUGCCGGGAGCCGAUGCGCUCGGAGGUCUGGGUGGCAUGCUGGGCGGUAUGGGGCUCGGUGGCAACGACGAAGAUGAGGAGGAAGAGGAGACACAGGACGAAGCAGCCGCAAAGAAAAAGGAUCCCAUGAACCCGCUCAACCUCGGACGUAGGCAAAGAAAGAAGGUGGUUCGUAUUGGACGUUGA
Messenger RNA from Mycosarcoma maydis (corn smut), 1131 nucleotides. Its product is annotated as RNA-binding signal recognition particle subunit SEC65. The transcript is spliced from 2 exons. The record is from RefSeq and is a predicted model, not a curated record. Gene Ontology annotation, biological process: SRP-dependent cotranslational protein targeting to membrane; SRP-dependent cotranslational protein targeting to membrane, signal sequence recognition. Gene Ontology annotation, cellular component: signal recognition particle, endoplasmic reticulum targeting. Lineage: Eukaryota; Fungi; Basidiomycota; Ustilaginomycetes; Ustilaginales. The coding region runs from base 1 to 1131 and encodes 376 amino acids. Gene Ontology annotation, molecular function: 7S RNA binding.